GUUGACUGUCGGUAUGCGAGUCAGGAAGCAGGUAACGACAACAUUGGACGACGAUAACUUGUUACCUUAAUGAGAAGAACGAUAUAUGCGGUAGCGUCUAAAUCGGUAGCAAUUAGAAAGUCCUAUCAUGGCCGGAAGUUGUGUUCGAGUUGAGCCUCCGGUUAUCGAGUUCAACGACGCGACUGUCGGGCAGGUCUACAGGAAGAUGGUCACGGUAACAAACGUUGGGAAACUGUCGAAGAAAAUACAGAUGGUCAAGCCAGCGUUAAAGUUGUUCAAGUUCACAGCAUCCAGCACAGCCACAGUGGUGGCUUCUGGUCUCUCUGUAAGCGGUUUGCUUGAGUUUACUCCAGAGGAAGAGCAGGAGGUCAGAGAUUGCCUUCUGAUUCACGUAGAUAAUGCAGAGACCAUCAACAUCCCUCUGCUGGGGUUCCCCAGGGCUUGUUCCUUCCUAAUGGGCUCAGUACUAGACUUUGGGUGCAUUGCAGCAAGCAGUCAGGUGAUCAGCAAACAUCACCAUGUAACCAAUCAGGGAUCAGCACCAGGCGCGUUUCAGGUGCAGUACAAUGGAGACUCCUCAGUUACGAUCUCACCCUGCAGUGGAGUCGUAGCAGCUGGUGCCACCCAAUGCCUGAAAGUGGAACUGCGGACAGACAGACCCAGGCAGAUUGAUGAGAAGGCACUGUUAAAACUCCAGAAUCACUCUGCUGUAGUUCUCAGUAUAAAGGCGGAGGUGGUGGACCAGUGUCUUGAGGUUUUUGACCUGCAGGGGGCUCCACUGUCCUGUCUGUGGUUUGGACCUGUAUACUUCGGGACAUCCCAUGUGGAGAAUGUGGUUCUGAGAAACAAUGCUCCCCAGGCAUGCGAAUGGGUUGGCUUUCUCCAGUAUACUGCUGCUGGGACCGAGGCGGGUGUAGAUCUUCAGAAGAGCACAGACUGUGCCCUGCUGGAGGGAAUGGAGAGGUGCAGCCCAGUCAACCAUGAUGUCUUGGUGUGCAUCCCCAAACAGGGUAAACUGGGACCGUAUGACAAAACCACUGUGGCAGUCUGCUUUAGCCCCAUGAGCAAGAGCACAAGUGACGAGAGGAAGCGUGACCACUCAACUAGACGGCAGGACUACUGUCUUUAUCUGCUGUUUGAGUCGGUGGGAAGCAGAUAUGGCUUCACUCAGCCUAAUGGUAACAUCAGUGUGGAGCUGGCAGUGACAGGCUCUGGACUGCCUGUGUCUCUGGUGCCUAGUCCCUCUCGGAAAUUCGAUUUCCUCACCUGUGUGACAGGCCAACGCGUAGACCUGUUGUGCGUGCUGCAGAACCUCUGCCCUCAACUUCCUGUCAAUUUCUGCUUCUGCAAAGUAGCACAUUUCACCACCAAGCCCUCCGCUGGCACAAUUGCCCCUGGGCAAAGCCAGGAUGUAGUUUUGUCGUUCACUGCGCGGCAGCAAGGGAGCUUCCAGGUGUGUCAGAAGCUAGAUGUCCUGGGUCAUGCUGUUCAGAGGGGUUGCAACCCCACUGAAGAUGUUACUCGACUGGAGCUUCGCCGCUUCGACACCAUCACUCUUAACCUGUCUGCUGUGUGCCGCAGUGAGACCAUACACUCCAUGGCUAAACUGAACCCUGGCAUCACUCCAGCAGUGACCAACACAACCAGAUCCAUGCCUCACGUUCGGUCCACUGAUUUGUCUCGCUGCCGCGUGAUGGCACCCGUUGCCGUCCUCGGCGCCAACCAAACACGGCUUCAUGAACAUCGCAGGCAGAAGAGUCCGAAGACGGAGGGCGAGGAGUUCUUGGCUUUUCCUAAUGACCGCGCCACGAGCAUCAGGCCUGCCUCACACAGACAGUAUAGGACCAUCUUCACGGGUGUACGCCGCUAUUGCUACGUGGACACCAGCUAUGCUUUCACUGAGGAAGAGGAGGAGCAGAGGCAGAGGCACCGACAGAUUUAUGCGGAUUUUAUCGAACAGCUCAGAAGAACUCGCCUGCAGAAGACCAAUGAGAGACAGCAGGACGACGUUGAGGACGACGUGGAUAUCGGGAUGGUUCCUUUUCAUGGGCUCGUUCCACCUAUGCUCAACAUUAGUGACCUGGAGAGCAGUAAGAUCUCAGAGACCAAUCCGAAUUACAGAUCUACUUCUCCAGCAGCCAAAUGUUGCUGCCCCAAAGACAUGACGUCCAUCAACCGGCAGGUUAACAGUCAGGUAAUGAGUGCAGUUCCCUGCACCAGCCAGGAGGCGGCAGACUGCAAGAGGACUCUGACAGCUCAUGAGCUCUACCAAGUUGUCAUAGCUCCAUUGUCGGUGGAUUUUGGCGAGGUGUGUGUGCAUUCAGUGUGUGUUCAGAAGCUGGAGCUGGUCAAUCAUCUGUCAGUGUUCGUCUGGGUGCAGCUGGAGGUAGAGUGCCCUGAGCUACAGGGCUCCUCACCGCUCUCCCACGUUCUGCCACCCCACUCCUUCAACACCCUGCCGCUGACAUUUCAGAGCAGCAAGCUGGGUCACUUCUACAGACUGCUAUCCUUCUCUGUGAACCAGCGACACCCUGGUCAGAUUCUGAUCCAGGCCCAGGUCGUCCCCUUGGCCCUGGAGCUGUCCACCGACCUGCUGGUGCUGCGCCCCAACCACAUGUGGCUUGCCCAAUCAGGAUACAGGAGCUUUGUUACCCUUCGGAACCAGCGUAAUCACACCGCAGAAUUUACAUGGAGGCCAUUAGUCACAGAGAGCGGCAUCCUUUUCUCCAUUCGACCAGCUACAGGUUCCGUGGAGCCAUACAGGGAAUUGGACUGCGAGAUAGUGUGGCAUCCCUCCUUCACCUCCCCUUCUGAAGGAGACUUUGACCUCUGUGUCCACAACGGCAACACACAACGCCUGCACUGUGUUGCUAAGGUUGGCUCCACCAGCGUCCAGCUGGCAGAGAAAAAGGUCACGUUUGGAUCAGUGCCUCUCAACAUGCCCUCUGUCAGAACUGCAGUCUUACACAACACUGGAAAGAACCACGCCUACUUUCAGGUUCUAGAUGUGUAUCCUCUGCCAGGCUUGGUGGUGAGUCCACCUGAGGGUGUGGUGCCGACUGGGGGUCAGGCCACUCUCAAGCUCCACUUCAGCCCCGACUGUGUCAUCAAGUUUGACACCAGAGUUGAGAUAGCUCUAAGGACCAUGAAAUCCAUGGAGCUCAGAGUGGGCGGAUCAGUGGAGUCUCCAAAUAUAGACAUCAGUGUGGCCCGUUUCCAGUUUCACGGGGUCCACGCCGGCUCUCGGCGAGCGAUACCGUUUGCUCUGACAAACCACUCAUCAGCCGCGGCCCAGGUUUUCUUCGGCCUGGCAGAAUACACAGACUUCUCUUUGCACCCCCCUCACCUGUUAGGAGCAGAGAAGGAGCCGGGCGCGAGUGUUGUGGAAGUCCGAGGAAACCAGACCGUGGACUGUUCCCUCGUCUUCUCCCCCACCCAAUUAGCCAGCUAUGACUUUGAGCUGCCACUGAAGGUCAACGGAGCGAGAUGGCCCACUGCUUCCCCGUCUCCUCCCUCCACUCAUUCCUCCUGCUCCACCUCCUCCCUGCUGUCGGCCGGCAGCAAGAAGCAUGUCAUCAAACUUCUUCCCCAGUCUGUCGCCAUGGCGACGUCAUGGCCUCAGUGUGUACAGGCCACAGUGCUGUGCCCCCCGCUGGAAAUGUCCCCCUCUAGCCUAGAGUUCCAUGUGGAACCAGAGCCACCACAGUCUGAUGCUUACAACAAGGUAGUGGAGCUGAAAGCGGUGUGUGAGCAGAGUGUGUUUUGGAGUAAGGGUGCCAGGAAACAUGUAAACUGGUGGUUUGACUGCAGAGGAAACGCAGUAACCGAGUACAAUAGAGAGGGAGCGCUUUGUGUGGUGUCUCCAUCAUCAGGCAGUCUGGUGCCUGGCCAGUCCAUCUAUCUGACGGUCAGCAUCAGCAAUGAGGCUAUCACAACGGGCUCUCGCAGAGUCACCAAACUGUCCCUUCCUCUUUACCUGGGAGACAAGGGAGGUCAGGGGAUGGGAGGAGAGAAGGAACAUGAACCUUACAGAGAGCUGUCCAUCACCAUUACCAUCCAGCCUCCCUGUAUCACCAUCCACCCCCCUCGAAUUUGCCUCACGCCAGUACCCCUGGAAGGCAUCGCAUCUGCCACAAUCACCCUGCUGGCUAUUGGAUAUCCUCAUGGAAGCACGGUAUCGGCUGAAGUGGACGAGGUGGAACUGGAGGAUGGGGCACAGAUACGGCCUGUUUCCAUCAUCUUCCCAGAGGGUAACAACAUCCCUGCCCAAAACCAGGGUCAGAGACAUCCAGUAGGCAUUCAGAACCAGGAGGCCAAUGGGACCUCUCUAGCUUGCAGCGUGUCCUUCUGCUCUGCCAUCCCUCUGUCCCUCUGCACAACCAUCAUCUUCACAGACCACCUCCACAACAAGUUUAAGGUUAAGUUGUGUGCUAUCGCUGACAACUGCGUUUUGACAGUCUGGCCCUACAUGGCCCUGCACCGCUCCGAGCAACAGAUUGUUCUUAAGACUGGGGCCACAGCUGUUGAGGCGAUUCUGCAGCGCCAUCACAUACCAAGUCCUGCCUCUGGUCCGACUUCAUCCUCCUCCUCAUUGUUUGAUCGCAACAGCUCAACAAUCAAGAACUCGGUAUCAGACUCAUUACCAGACAGUGACAGUGUGAGCGGUCAGGCCGGCUGCUCUCCUGACAGAGACACCCCGACCAAUCAUGGAGCCCCCGAAUUCCCCGCAGCCAACUCCGAGGAAGGACUAUAUUACCAGAAUGUAUUAACGGCUGUGGAGAGGUGGUUUAGCCACUUUGGGUGGCCGAGUGGACCACACCCCAUUUCUGUGCCGCACACGCUUAGAAGAAUUGAAUCAAAAAUUCUAACGAAUUCUUCCAGUGCACGGACUUAUCGAGUCAUUCAAAGUAAAGACUCCAGGUCUGUAGUGGACAUGCUUCGCCACCUGACCGGCAAACAGAUUCCUGGUAUUCCUCAGAGUCAGGCAUUUUCCACUGAUAUAGACCAGCGCACAGAUCAGCUGCUCCAGCAGCAUGAAGCUAUGCUGGCUUUUCUCAGGGUGCAGGGAGCCUGCCUUUGUCAAAUCCGACCAGAGUACUUGCUGGACAUGCAGGAGUUUAAACACUGGUGCUCCCUCUUGCAGUCAAAUGAGGAAGAACAUGGUCUGGACUACAGCAGUGUUGACUAUGAAUCUCUGAGCAAGCGAUCCUGGACUGAUGUCCUGCUGCAAAUCUACAAGGUGCUGGUGUUAAGCCGCGUGUCAGAGAGUGGUUUGAACAACGCAACUCUGAAAAGCGGCGUCGUGGAUGGAGUCCCCUCUGUGGGCUCACAGCCACAGGCCAGUAACGUCUAUUCAUCCUGCGAGCUCCGGUUGCUCUUAUGGCUCAACGUGCAUUACCAGAGCAUGAGGAAGACGGUGUGGGGAACAGGCAGUGUCCCAUCAGCACGCUGGAUAGUGAAUUUUGACCUGGACUUGACAGAUGGACUGGUGCUCGCUGCUCUGCUUGCUGCCUACUGCCCUUACCUGAUCUGCAGCCACUUCCAGAGGAUGUACUCCACAACCGGCAGCCUGGAACAGAUCCUCCACAACAACAUUAUAGUGGCCCAGGCCUUAACUGUACUUUGUCUCAAUCUAGACUUACAGCCCACAGACUUGUCGGACCCCAAUCCGGUGCAGAUGGUAAUUCUGUGCGUUCACCUGUAUGAGCGGCUACCGCAGUACCUGCCACUGCGCACAGUCACUCUCUCAGGAGGUCUGCACAGCACAUUUAGCAAACAGGUGCGUCUGAAGAGCCCGUCCUCUAAGCCAAUCAAAUACCAGGUUCUUCUUUUAGGAGAGGAUGCCCAUCUCUUCUCCCUCCCCGGUGGAUCGAUUGUCACUAUUCCUCCAAAGGCAAGCGUCGAAAUCACGGUCCAGUUCCGCUGCUCCUUCAUGCAGCCCGUGGAGGCGACCCUCCUGCUCACCCCUGGCUUUCCCUUCGGCCUGUGCGGCACCACUCUCGCUUUCACGCUGAAGACCCACGUCGGUCACAUCACAACCACGAAUGUCGUCACGUGCAAGUCUCCAUGCUACCAGCCGAAAGUGAUCCAAGUGCCCAUAACCAACACCUUCAACACAGAAGCUACGUUCAGGGUAGUGCUGGUGGAGUCUCCGUUCAACCCACUGGAACCCCAAAAGAAAGGGGGCGGCCUCGUUCAACAGACCUCCUCUGAAGCCAAUAUGAAGGAGAUGACUUCAGACAAGAGCUGCGGGGAGGAGCUGGAUAUCAAUGGUGAAGACACCGAGUUCUUGAGUGCAGUGAGGAGUGUUUGUCUCAAGUCAGGCCAAGAAGACACUCUCAGCAUCCACUACCUGCCCUUCUGCCCCGGCACCAAGUACUGCUCGGUGCUGCUAGUUUGCCCGCAGGUGGUGGAUAUGGUCUAUAUGGUGAAGGCCACAGCAGAGUUGCCUCUUCCUUCCCCUUUCACUGCCAGGCCCAGUUCCAACAUAGUCUCUAUCCCCUGCAACUCUGCAAUAGACCCAGCUGUGUGUGUGACAGUAUUAAGACUUCAAUGCAAGGUGGGCCAGGUGUGUGAAGAGAUGGUGCGUGUGCCGCUGAUCAAUAUGGCCUGGGAGCAAGCGCUGGCCUUCUGGGGUCAGCAUAGCAUGAGCGCCGAUGAACACAGGAGGCGCAUGCUGACGCACACUUUGCACAGCAGCACCGUGAGGGCAGCUGCGGCUGUACGCAAGCUUGUCAAACAUCAGACCCAGCUGUUAAGAGAGGUUCAUCACCGUAAAGGAGUAGAAUACAGCGUGGAGGUUUCUUUGCCACAAUACUUUGCUUUACCAAACAAGGUUACAAUACCUACAAAGGAAGACACCAACAUACCAUGGGAGAAUCCUGCAGAUUGUGGGUGUGUGGACAUCCCAAUACGGUUCCAGGCGCAGUCCGUAGGGCAAUUCAUAUGUCGGGUGGUCCUGAGGUCCUUGUGUGACACUAGAGUCUACGUGCUAGAGGCUCUGGUCACUUCACAGGUCCAGCGCGAGUGGCAGUUGGCGAGGACAGCAGGGGCAGAGACGGCCGAUGUGUUUCUAUGAAAACAAAAGACAGUACAAUAAGUUAUUCUGACUUGCGGAAGGGAAAACCUCAUAAAAAUAAAUAUGAUUGAAAUUCAGUUCCUACUAACUAAUGCUGAAGUCUCGUCCAUUACUUUGUCUGUCUGUUUGAUGGUUACCUAGA
Molecule: messenger RNA, 7220 nt
Organism: Cyclopterus lumpus (lumpfish)
Lineage: Eukaryota; Metazoa; Chordata; Actinopteri; Perciformes; Cyclopteridae
Product: cilia- and flagella-associated protein 47-like
Exons: 50
Coding region: 128-7078 (2316 amino acids)
Molecular function (GO): protein binding
Source: RefSeq, a predicted model, not a curated record